Molecule: messenger RNA, 2190 nt
Organism: Trifolium pratense (red clover)
Lineage: Eukaryota; Viridiplantae; Streptophyta; Magnoliopsida; Fabales; Fabaceae
Product: cleavage stimulating factor 64
Exons: 10
Coding region: 212-1852 (546 amino acids)
Biological process (GO): mRNA 3'-end processing
Cellular component (GO): mRNA cleavage and polyadenylation specificity factor complex
Molecular function (GO): mRNA binding
Source: RefSeq, a predicted model, not a curated record
GAUAUAAUUAUUAUUUUCAUACAAGAAAAGAUUAUAAUGAUUCAACUCACAUAAAUAGAGCGAGCAUAAGAUCAGAAUGAGAAACAAUAAUAAAAUAAAAUAAAAUAAAAUAAACCCUCAGACGAAGAAGAUCGAAACGGAGAGAGUUUUGUUGUAAGGAGGAAGAAGAAGAUGGAGCAACUCGGCUUCACCUUCUUCUCCGUUUGAUUUCAUGGCUUCUUCUCAGUCCCAGCAUCGCUGUGUCUUUGUUGGGAAUAUACCGUAUGAUGCAACAGAAGAACAGCUUAUUGAAAUUUGCCAAGAGGUUGGUCCUGUAGUUUCUUUCAGAUUAGUUAUUGACAGAGAAACUGGGAAACCAAAAGGUUAUGGGUUCUGUGAGUAUAAGGAUGAAGAAACGGCUUUAAGUGCUCGUAGGAAUCUUCAGGGCUAUGAAAUUAAUGGGCGUCAAUUACGUGUUGAUUUUGCUGAAAAUGAUAAAGGGACUGAUAGAAAUAAAGAUCAGGGUCGCGGGGGACCAGGAAUGACACCAAAUGUUGACCCUCAGAAACAGGUAGCCAUCCCGGCUGUCCAAGGGGAUUCUGCUCAAGCAGCUCAACAUCAACCUAUUGGUCUUCAUAUUGCCAUAACAGCUGCAGCUGUCAUGACUGCAGCUCUAGGCGGCGCUCAGACUAGUAUCCAGUCAAAUCAAAAUGGUUUGCAGAAUCAGUCAGCAUUGGCAAAUGAUCCUUUAACUUUGCAUCUGGCCAAAAUGUCCAGGAGUCAGCUGACUGAGAUAAUCUCUGAGCUUAAGGGAAUGGCUACACACAACAAGGAGAUGUCUCGGCAGCUGUUGCUUUCAAGGCCACAGUUGCCUAAGGCUCUUUUUCAGGCUCAAAUAAUGCUAGGGAUGGUCACCCCUCAAAUGUUACAAAUGCCGAACCUUAGGCAAGUUUCAGAUCAAGCCUCGCAGUCUUUAAUGAACGAAGGCCUCCUUGGCCAGGCUCAGCAAACAUUGGUUCAAACUGUGGCUGCUCUACCUCCUUAUGGACAGAGCAAAUUGCAGUCUGGCUUGACACCUUACAUUCAAGAAGGCCAAGUCAGCACUCUACCUCAUAACCCCUUGGCUCCUAAUCAUAAUAACCCUUUGGCUCCUAAUCAAUUAACCGCAAAUUCAAAGCCUCCAAUGCAGCCUCGAGCUCCCCUUCAACAUCACCCAAGCAACCAUUUUGUACAGCUCGGAACAGGACAGUCUAAUUUAAUGCAUCCUUCUGUACGUCCCCCACCUUUGGGCAGUUUGUCUGUUAGGCCUCCAAUUCAACCAGUAAAUUCAACAGCUUUGAACCAGCAAACACAUGCCUCGUUCCUACAGCAUCCAGUACAUGUUGGAAACUCAACUGUCUCACAUAAUAUUCAAAUGGUUCGUCCAAAUGCCAGCUUUCAGGCAGGCCCCUCCAUGUCAUCUGGUAUUUCUGGUAGUAGUAAGUAUUUAAACAUGUCUUCAGGAGUAGAGAAUACAGGCAUGAUUAGGGAUAUUCCAGAAUCUUUUACUCGACCAUCGAAGCUCACUAAAUUGAAUGAUGGAAGGGGGGGAUCCUCUCUCCCUGCUGAGACUUCAAUCAUGCCUGUCUCCAAUGGAUCAUCCCAUAUGCUUGGAACUAGUUCAAUACCUGUACCUGUAGUUCCUAAAGCAGAAGUGCGGCAUUCUGAUCAACAAUCUUCACAGCCGCAGCUUCCAACUGAUGUUGAGUCUGCUUUAUUGCAACAAGUGUUGAAUCUAACACCAGAACAGUUGAGUUCCCUGCCACCAGAUCAGCAACAACAGGUCAUUCAGCUCCAACAAGCUCUUAAGCGAGAUCAGAUGCAGCACUCAUAACACACAGCAACACAUGCACAAUUUAAAAAUGCAGCAGCUAUUCAUUUCAGGCGAAUGUGGUCCGUUUUGCCAAAUCAAUUUCCUGAAGACAGUUUUACAGAAACCAAGUCCGCCGCUUGUAUAUUAGCAUUUGAUGUAGAAUAGGUUCAGAAUAUGGAUAUUCUUUUUAUCAGUGUUUAACUUUUUUUAGCGAUUCGUUUUCUAGUUACAUGUCCAAACAUUUAUUGUUGCGGUGAUGAGCUCCAAAUGAGCGUGUAUGAAAUCAUUGGAAGAGAUAUGCUGUACAAUAAUCAUAAUCAUAAUCAUAAUAAUAAUAAUAAUAAUAAUAAUUAUGCUGA